Molecule: messenger RNA, 899 nt
Organism: Cucumis sativus (cucumber)
Lineage: Eukaryota; Viridiplantae; Streptophyta; Magnoliopsida; Cucurbitales; Cucurbitaceae
Product: glycine-rich RNA-binding protein 1
Exons: 2
Coding region: 153-668 (171 amino acids)
Molecular function (GO): mRNA binding
Source: RefSeq, a predicted model, not a curated record
CCUGAUUUACAAAACAACCGCGUUUGUUCAAUUUCCAGCAAACCCUAAAACUAACCCUAGUUACUUCUCCCCUUCUAUAUAAGAAACCCUAAACUUCUUCUCCAUUUCAUUCAUUCUACACUUCCAUUACGGUUCUUUUCCUUCUCGUUCCCAUGGCUUCCUCCUCUGUUGAGUUCCGUUGCUUUGUGGGUGGCCUUGCUUGGGCCACUGAUAGUAAUUCCUUAGAGAAGGCGUUUUCCGUAUAUGGUGAAAUCGUUGAAGCCAAGAUCGUUAGCGAUCGUGAGACCGGAAGGUCGAGAGGAUUUGGAUUCGUCACGUUUCUUGAGGAAGAGGCCAUGAGAAGUGCCAUUGAAGCGAUGAAUGGUCAUAUUCUCGACGGACGUAAUAUUACCGUUAACGAGGCGCAGCAAAGAGGUGGAGGAGGUGGUGGUGGUUACAACCGUGGAGGUGGCGGUGGAGGUGGAUACGGUGGACGUCGUGACGGCGGAGGAUUUAGCCGCGGUGGUGGUGGAGGAUACGGAGGCGGAGGUGGUGGUGGAUACGGAGGAGGUGGUGGUGGAUACGGAGGAGGACGUGACCGUGGUUACGGUGGUGGAGGUGGUUACGGUGGUGGACGUGACUCCAGGGGAAGUGGUGGCGGUGGAUCUGAAGGUGGAUGGAGAAAUUAGGCGGGGUUUUAUGAUUUCUUUUUAGCUUUUGGCUUCGAAAUAUUAGUGUGAUGAUGAUAAGAAAAAUCUUAGCAGGAUCUUUUCUUUCGUUUUCAUUUUGUGGCUUUGUUCCUGUUCUGUUUGGGUGCUCUCUUUUUUGACCGAUUACCGAUGGGUUUCGUGUUCCGAUCAAUGUUACCGAUGAUGAAAAAAAUUACAUAAGAAAAUGAAGUACAGAUCUUCGUUCUCGCA